AACGUUCCGAGUUCUGACAGCGACACAAUAGUUAACACUUUUCUAGUUUUCUUUGUUCAAACAAACGUCCUUCUUUGAUUCUCAAAAUGUAAUUCUUCCCUUGCACGCUUUUCCUUCCUUUUCAAUCUUAGUAUAAACCCUCUUACAUUCACAAAAAGACUAAAUCUUUGUAUAAAACCCUCUUUCAUUUUCCAAGAAAGAAAAGGCAUUUCUUUUCUGAUCAACAAUGGAAGAAAUGGCAGAAAGCUCCGGAGCCAAACCCCGUGAUGAAAUAUGGGCUAAGCUUGUUUCAUCAGACUCAAGAUAUUCAGAUGUAGAAAUAAGGUCAGAUGAAAUAGUUAUAUGUUCGGAGAUAUCAUCUACUUCUAGUGACAAACAUAACUGGUGCAAGAUAGUAAGGAAUUCUGAUCUAUGUUCUGCCACAAUAGAAAACAAGAGAUCAAAUACAAUUCUUGUUGAUGGGGCCAAGUUAUGUAAUGAAGAUACCAUAGUUAUCAAGGAUGGAAGUGAAAUUGUUCCAGGUCCUGAUGGAGAAGGGUUUGUUAACUACAGAUUUAAUAUAAUGUCAAGCCCAGAAACAUGCCAGAGGCAGCUAAAGAUAUGCAUAGAUGUUGAGCAUGCAAAGUGUAGCAUUUGCUUGAACUUAUGGCAUGAUGUUGUUACUGUUGCCCCAUGCCUUCAUAACUUUUGCAACGGUUGUUUAUCAGAGUGGUUAAGGAGGUCAGAGCAAAGACGUUCUGCAGUACUUUGUCCUCAAUGCAGAGCAGUUGUUCAAUUUGUUGGAAAAAAUCACUUCCUACGUGCCAUUGCAGAUGAUAUGGUAAAAGCUGAUUCUUCUCUAAGACGUGCGGAUGAAGAUAUUGCACUAUUAGAUUCGUAUUCAUCAAUACGAUCAAACCUUGUCCUUAGGUCUGGAAACAAUCGCCGAAAAAGGGCUUUGACAUCCACACCACCGAAUGAUCAUAGUGAUGAUGGCUCAGACCUUCGAUGCCCACAGUGUGUUACCGAAGUUGCUGGGUUUCGUUGCAAUCACAGCACUGAUCAUCUCCAAUGUCAAGCAUGUGGAGGAAUGAUGCCCUCCCGUACUGAUUUAGGCAUUCCUCAACAUUGUUCAGGAUGUGAUAGACCAUUUUGUGGAGCUUACUGGCAUACUUUAGGGGUAGCCAGGAGUGGUUCUUAUCCCAUUUGCUCCCAGGAUACUUUGAAACCUAUCUCAGAACACACCAUCUCUAGAAUCCCUUUGAUAGCACAUGAAAAGAAUCUGCAUGAGCAUAUUAUCACUGAAAAUUGCAUUCGACAAAUGGGGAGGACAUUGCAGGAUGUUAUAUCAGAAUGGAUAGUGAAUCUGGACAACAGACUUAUUGAUAGAACUAGAUUAACGCUAAAUAAUGCCGAGAUGAUUACUGCUAGGACUAUCGUAUGUCGUGAUUGUUAUGAGAAGUUGGUGUCUUUUCUCUUGUACUGGUUUCGAAUAUCCUGUCCCAGAAAUUAUUAUUCGGAAGCAGCGUUAGCAAGGCAAGAUUGUUGGUAUGGAUAUGCGUGUAGGACACAACACCACAGUGAAGACCAUGCUCGUAAAAGGAACCAUGUGUGCCGUCCAACUAGAGGCAAUGCCUCCUAAUUCUCCAUUUCUCUCAUGUACAUUCAUUUUUAGUUUUAAUCUUUUAGAAAAUAACUUUUUUUUUUGGUAAUAUUUUAGAAAAUAACUUUGUUGAGUA
Messenger RNA from Arachis stenosperma, 1718 nucleotides. RefSeq lists its product as uncharacterized. Gene Ontology annotation, cellular component: nucleus. Gene Ontology annotation, biological process: ubiquitin-dependent protein catabolic process; mitotic cell cycle checkpoint signaling; protein ubiquitination. Lineage: Eukaryota; Viridiplantae; Streptophyta; Magnoliopsida; Fabales; Fabaceae. The transcript has 11 exons. Gene Ontology annotation, molecular function: metal ion binding; ubiquitin-protein transferase activity. The record is from RefSeq and is a predicted model, not a curated record. The coding region runs from base 227 to 1621 and encodes 464 amino acids.